CUCUACGUUUGUGAGUUGGACAUAUGAAACCAGAACCGAAUCCAUUCCAUUGUCUUCAACCUUCAACAAUUUUCUCUGAACACCAUGCUGCAUUGAUGUCGUUGCCUGUUUAUAUUUCGUAAACCUCUCCCACCAGUUCACACAGCAUCCACACGUCUAAAUAUCUCGAUCUACCAUCUGGUUUCAGAAAACUUCUCGCCUGGAAAUUCACCGUUCAUUAAUCAGCCAUGAACCUGGACAACAUGACAAUUUAUCCACCGAACAGUGAUAUUAAUAUGAGACACGUCCUCGUAGAAGUCGUCUUACCGUCCGCCUGCAUCUGUGGAAUCGUCGGCAUUAUAACCACGUUGAUAAUAUUAAGCCAUAAACACAUGGCCACCUCCACCAAUACAUAUUUGACUGGAUUGGCAGCAGCAGAUUUGAUGUUUUUGAUUAUUGUUUCAUUGCGUUUGUGGGGUGUGAUGGUUUCUCAUAGCGACUUAAACACCUGGGAGAUAUUCACUGCUUAUUCGGAGAUUUUCUUGCGAAUGUUCAACCUGGUUUCAGUCUGGAUGACCGUCAUGCUUGCGGUCGAACGCUUUAUUGCCAUUUGCAUUCCUUAUAAAGCAAUGGACAUGUGUACGAUCUACAGAUCACGGUGUAUUGUGGUUUUUAUCUACAUAGCCGCUUUCGUUUGCCAAUCACCGCAUUUUGCCAAAUACAAGAUUGUGACUUCGCACAACGAGUUUAACGAGACUGAAUACACGCUGCACCAAACGCUGCUCUCUGGAGAGAUUCUGUUCACCAUUAUCUACGGAUGGGUUUUGGAAGGUCUGAGCGGCGUCAUUGUACCAUUCGUGUUAAUCCUGGUCUUGAACAGUCGUCUCAUAUACGAAAUACACAAAUCAACACAAUAUCUUAAGAGACAGAUUGGAGCCAACACACGAACCAGCUUCGAUAUCAGUUCAGAACAAAUGAAAAUCACAACGAUGUUGAUUGCCAUGUGUGUCGUGUUUCUCAUCUGCCAGGCGCCGUAUGUCCUGUACAACUAUCUCAUUAGCAUACAGGCCGGGAGUCUCAGGAGCAGGAACCAUUUAUUGAUUAUGGCAAUCUCAAUCCUGUUAGCGGCCCUGAAAUCAUCCAUAAACUUUGUGCUGUACUGUUGGUUCAGUGAAAGAUUUUGGACCACUUUUAAAACGAUAAUGUGCUUCAGGUGUGCAAGGUUACAAAAGCUGACAAGAAACCAAACAAAUGGUGUUCCAAAGAUCACACCCCCUAGAAAUAAUUCCGUCUCCAAUUCUAAAGAAACUACAAUUUAAUUCUACACGAUUCCCAUCUUCCAAUCUCUACACUUACCAGUCUGUCUCUGUUUCAUAUACAUACAUACAUACAUAUCUAUAUACACGCAUAUACAUACAAGCAUACAUACAUACCCCCACACAUAUCUACAUUCAUACACAUACAUACAUACAUAUAGGUGCAGGAAUGGCUAUGUGGUAAGUAGCUUGCUUACCAACCACAUGGUUCUGGGUUCAGCCCCACUGCGUGGCACCUUGGGCAAGUGUCUUCUACUAUAGCCUUGAGCCGACCAAAGCCUUGUGAGUGGAUUUGGUAGAUGGAAACUGAAAUA
Octopus bimaculoides (California two-spot octopus) is the source of this 1609-nucleotide messenger RNA. RefSeq names its product sex peptide receptor-related protein 2. Gene Ontology annotation, molecular function: G protein-coupled receptor activity. Gene Ontology annotation, biological process: G protein-coupled receptor signaling pathway. Lineage: Eukaryota; Metazoa; Mollusca; Cephalopoda; Octopoda; Octopodidae. The record is from RefSeq and is a predicted model, not a curated record. Gene Ontology annotation, cellular component: membrane.